This is a messenger RNA of Coregonus clupeaformis (lake whitefish), 1603 nucleotides long. It is a transcript of the gene gnsa, whose product is annotated as glucosamine (N-acetyl)-6-sulfatase a. Gene Ontology annotation, molecular function: glycosaminoglycan binding; N-acetylglucosamine-6-sulfatase activity. Gene Ontology annotation, biological process: glycosaminoglycan metabolic process. Bases 15 to 1256 code for a protein of 413 amino acids. The transcript is spliced from 9 exons. NCBI's taxonomy places the organism in Eukaryota, Metazoa, Chordata, Actinopteri, Salmoniformes, Salmonidae. The record is from RefSeq and is a predicted model, not a curated record.
GAAACUGACUAUACAUGUGGUUUAGUAUAGAAACUGACUCUGUCUCUGUGUUUCAGUAUGGGAACCCAGAUGCAGGAGGAGUGGAGCAUGUUCCUCUGGGAUGGGACUACUGGAUCGCUCUGGAGAGGAACUCUAAGUACUACAACUAUACUCUGUCUGUGAAUGGGAAGCCUAAGAAACAUGGAGGGAACUACAGCGAAGACUACCUGACAGACGUACUGACCACCAUGUCUCUAGACUUCCUCCAGUAUAAGUCUAACUACCGCCCGUUUUUCAUGAUGGUGUCGACCCCAGCCCCCCACUCCCCAUGGACCUCCGCCCCGCAGUACCAGGACCGCUUCAAGGAUCUCAAGGCCCCCCGAGACCCCAACUUCAACGUCCAUGGGAAGGACAAGCACUGGUUGAUCAGACAGGCUAAGACUCCCAUGACCAACUCCUCUAUUGAGUUACUGGAUGAUGCCUUCAGGAAACGGUGGCGUACUCUGCUGUCAGUGGAUGACCUGGUGGAGAAGGUGGUUAAGAGGUUAGAGGUCAGAGGUGAAUUGGAGAACACUUACAUCAUCUUCACCUCAGACAACGGAUACCACACAGGUCAGUUCUCUCUCCCCCUGGAUAAGAGGCAGCUGUAUGAGUCUGAUAUAAGAGUUCCUCUACUGAUCCGAGGGCCCAACAUCAAGCCUAACCAGACCACCGGGCUAGCGGUCCAGAACGUUGACCUGGGUCCUACCAUCCUGGACAUGGCUGGUUAUAACGUCAACAAGACUACCAUGGAUGGCAUGUCCUUCCUGCCUGUCCUGGGGGGAUCAGUGAACAGCUCAACCUGGAGGACAGACUUCCUGGUGGAGUAUGAAGGGGAGGGGUCUGAUGUGGCUGAUCCAGCUUGCCCCCUGCUGGGCCCGGGGGUCUCCGAGUGUUUCCCUGACUGUGUGUGUGAGGAUUCCUUUAACAACACGUACGCCUGCGUUCGGACCGUCAGCCCCUUUACCAACCUCCAGUACUGCGAGUUUGAUGACAACGAGGUGUUUGUAGAGGUAUAUAACAUGACAGCAGACCCCUACCAGCUCAGUAACCUGGCGAAGACCAUUGACCAGGAGGUCCUGGAGAAGAUGAACCACAGACUGAUGAUGCUGCAGUCCUGUUCUGGACCGUCCUGUAGGACCCCUGGAGUCUACGACACACGGUAUAAUUUUGAUCCUCGUCUGAUGUUCAGUAACAGGAGCCACCGGAGCAACAGGCUGAGACGGGGCCUGAAAUAAGGAGAUGAGAAAGGGAGGAGAGAGAGAGGAGGGCUGUCUGAGCCCAUCCUGCUGUUACCUAGUGGCUGAGACUUCAGCCCAGUUGGGGUCAGAGGGGGACCUGCUGUCCACUCCACACUACAGCACUUUUAACAGGGAGGCCUUUGUCUGUACACAACACACCCCGUCUACCCUGUGUGUGUGUGUGUGUGUGUGUGUGUGUGUGUGUGUGUGUGUGUGUGUGUGUGUGUGUGUGUGUGGUACAGUAGCACCCAGUGAUUCUGUUUAUUUUAAGACAUGGUUUGACUGAUUUAAUUUGACAUGUUGUGUUCGCUAAUUAUAUGAGGAAAAUAAAUUACUACAAAUCA